This is a messenger RNA of Odontomachus brunneus, 11441 nucleotides long. RefSeq names its product calcium/calmodulin-dependent protein kinase kinase 1. Gene Ontology annotation, cellular component: cytoplasm. The record is from RefSeq and is a predicted model, not a curated record. Gene Ontology annotation, biological process: intracellular signal transduction; protein phosphorylation; positive regulation of protein kinase activity. Bases 1069 to 3789 code for a protein of 906 amino acids. Gene Ontology annotation, molecular function: ATP binding; calcium/calmodulin-dependent protein kinase activity; calmodulin binding. Lineage: Eukaryota; Metazoa; Arthropoda; Insecta; Hymenoptera; Formicidae. The transcript has 10 exons.
AUCCAGGACAGUCAGUCGACCGAGCGACGCGGGUGGUGACGGUCGAUCGUCGGCCUUCAUUCAUCGGCUCCGCUUACCGAGCUCACAGAAAGCGAGGCAAAGGGUGGCUAGCGUCUUGGGGGAGAAAAAGAGAGAGAGAGAGGGAGAGACAAAGAGGGAGGGAGAGAGACACAGAUAGAGAGAAAGAGAGGGAGGGUUGGAUCAUGCGUACGUAGAGACAAGCGUCCUCGUAGUGGACGAUGCCGCGAAAACUCUCGCCCCAAACCACCCCACGACGACGAAGAGCGCGCAUCACGACCAGCUCGUGUCUCAGUCGACGUUGCGUCGCGUUCUCCAGCGUGAGGAGGCAGAGCAGUUGGCCGGUCCUCUCGUCGAUUACCCUCAGCGUAUCGGCAUCUUCGACGGCGAAGAACGUUCUCUUUCUCUCCCGCGAGUAACCACUCUAGGUUAGAGAAGGGAAACGCGAAGAAGAAGAGAGAGGCUGCUCCGGAAGGAUCAUCACUCUCGCCGGACAUAGCGAACGAGUGAAGCGUCCCUCUCCGGAGACAGAUCCCGAGCAUUCCAGGACAUGCGUGCGUACUCGGUGCGAAGGAUUUAAAGUCGGUAGGGCCAAUUUUGCGAGGCGUCAAUUUUGCCGCGCGCGCACGCGUCUGUCGGAAAAUCGGAGAUUCCCAAUUACGGUCACCGGACAGUCAGCGGAGACCAGCUCGUCGCGAUCGUCCCGCGAGCACAAGAAAAGAGAGGACUCUAAUUAUGACAAGAUCGCGCGUGAGUGGCGAGCGCUCGUGAACGCGAAAAGCUCGCGGCAAAGUCUCGACGGCAGAAAACGGCGACGUCGGCGUGAUAAUCGGAACAACGAGCGGUAUCACGUGUCCAUGGAUAAACAUUGGACGAAGUAAUUGAGCCGUCGACAGGCCGAAAUUAAGUGUUGCCGAAAGAACAGCCGAGCCGUGUGAAGCCGUAAGAGAGAGGUGCGCGCGAAUGAAGCCCGCGUGUCGGCCAAUUGUCUCGUUAAUGAGCGCUUAAUGAGCACCGCAUGAGCAAGCAAACGCGAAGGGAGCUAUCGAGAUGAAACUGGGAGAUAACAUGACCAUGGAAGCUUGCAACGUAUGGAGCGACGUCACGCCGCGAAAGUAUCGACCACCACGCAUCGGCGACAUUCCAAAACGCGGUGCAAUCGACGAAGAGUCACCCUCUUACGCGAAACAGCCGUCAGCGGAUGCACGAGCAGGCCCGUCGAGGGUGUCGUCGGAGGAGAGCUCCGACAGCGGCGAGAUCCAGGAGAUACGCAAGGACAGCGCGCUCUACCUCGAAGAGGCCGAAGGGCCGAACGUGAAGAAGACUGCCCGAUCGCGUCCACCGGGUAUCUUUCGGAAGGCUCGGCGGGAGAGCAGCGGCUACGCGACCAGUGUGGGUAGCUUGGACGAGGAGAGGAAGGGUAGCGUCUCGUCGACGAGCGACGCGCAGCAGCAGCAGCAGCAGCAGGACUCGCCCCAGUCCCAGUCCCCGUCCCAGUCCCAGUCCCAGUCGUUGAAGGAGAAGCGCAGGCUAAUCACGAGGAUACCCAGGGCGGAAGAGAGCCUUGGCGAGAAGGCGUCGAUCGGCACAUCGGAGAGGAUGCCGACGACAGAGAUACACAGGAAGGUGUCGAGCGCCGGCCUCGAUAUGCCCGACAUCGAGGAGGUGAAGGAGGUCCUGAGGGAAGAGACCUCACCUCGUAGUAGGGACGCGGAGACGGCGGGAGCCGACCACUUAUCAGCGCAGUCCCGGCUCCCGAGGGAGGCGGCUAAUCAGACGCUCGCUGUGAAAAGCGACGUUGCCUCCGGCGUCGUUUCUUCUUCGGCGUGCCACGACAGCCUCCCGAAGGAGUCACUCGACACCAGCAGUCUGAAGGAGGCGCUCCACCGUAUCUCCUGCGAAACGAAUCGCAGGCUGGACACGUCGGUGGUCGGUCCGGAUGACGGGAAGAUCCGGAAGGCGUCACCGGUGGGAUCCCGCAGGGAUCCACCGUGCUCCGUAGAGCAUGCAACGGCUGAGAUCGUAGAGAGGAAGGAUGAGAAGGUGGCGUGUACCAACGACGGCACUCCGCCGAGAAAUGUCGAAGCGUCCAAAGGCGAGAGGACGCCCCUCGUCGUCGCGUCGUCCUCGUCGACCUCGUCAACGUCCACUAAGACGUCGAUCAAGGUGUAUCAGCUGCUGGCGACCCAAUCGGAGGAUCGCAAUGAUGGCGAGCCGCAUCUACCAGAUCGCAGGAUAUCCCUGCAGAUCGCCGGUUCGCGAGAGGCCGAGCUGACGAGCAACAACACCGUGGCCCCGGGUGGGUUCGUGAGCAACAGAAGGUGCGAGGGCACGUCGGCCGCAGGGAGUCCUGCCACGAAGACGUUGUCAUCUGGCGAGAUCGGGCCGCACCGGUACCUCGGAGACGCCGGCAGCGUCACUGUCAGGCCCAUUUACCCUUACUGCCCGUACUCGCCCUAUGGCAGUCCUCAGGGCUCGCCUAGAAAUCGCAGGAGGCCUCUCAGGGAGAGCAGAAGGGUGUCCAUCGAUAACCGGCAAGGCGACAUUAAGCUGAAUCAGUACAAGCUGUUGGAUGACAUCGGACAGGGCACCUAUGGUCUGGUGAAACUGGUCUACAACGAGGAGGACAGCACCCAUUACGCCAUGAAGAUCUUGAGCAAGAAGAGACUGAUGAAGAAGGCGGGAAUAUUCGGUAGGAUAGUGCCCGGCAAGAAGACCGAUCCCUUGGCGAGGGUCUACAAGGAGAUCGCCCUGCUUAAGAAGGUCGAUCACCCCAACGUCGUAAAGCUGAUCGAGGUGCUCGACGACUCGGAGGAGGACCAUCUCUACUUGGUCUUCGAGCUCCAGCGGGGCGAGAUCCUGCAGAUACCCACCGACGAGCCUCUGCACGAGAAAACCGCCAGGCGGAAUUUCCGCGAUGUCGUCAUGGGUGUGGAGUACCUACAUUACCAGAGGAUAGUGCACCGCGACAUAAAGCCGAGCAAUCUGCUGGUGGACAACGACGGCCGCAUUAAAAUCGCCGAUUUGGGCGUCAGCGCGGAAUUAAGGGCGCCCGGUGAAUUAUUGUCAGGGGGCGCCGGCACCCCGGCAUUCGCGCCGCCCGAAACGACUAUUCCUAGCGCUCAAUACUCGGGACCGCCAUGCGACGUGUGGUCGAUGGGAGUGACGCUGUACUCGCUGGUGACCGGCAGACUACCCUGGAACGGCUCCGGCAGCAUCGGCAGCGUGUACGCGGCCGCUCGCUCGGAGAACCUCAAGUUCCCGGAGAAGCCGGCCGUGUCGGAUGACCUACGCGAUCUGAUUACGCGAAUGUUGAUGAAGGAACCGGCCGACAGGAUUACUCUGCCGCAGAUCAAGGAGCACGCGUGGCUGACCAAUCGAGGAGCCGAACCACUGCCGAGCGAGGCUGACAAUUGCCGCGUUCCGGUCACCGUCACCGACGAAGAGGUCGAGCGGGUUGUCACGAGGGUGCCGAAACUCGACACCCUGAUCCUCAUCAAGACUAUGCUGAAGCAGCAUAGCUUUCAGAAUCCGUUCCUGCCAAAGCGGAUCGUGAGGACGGCGGGCAACGACGCGGAAGCGGGACCAAGCGGCGGGGCAUCCUCGCAGAAACGCGAAGCGAAAGCGGAACAAUUCCACCGGGCCGGCAGGAGCAUGUCCGCGCCGGAUUCCUACGACUUGCACAUAAGCGGCAGACAAGUGUCAGUGGAGAACCCAUUGCCGCCGGUGACGGAGGCGUCGAGCCAGGAAUCGGAAGUCGAGAAGCGGUGAUCCAAUCGGCGAUAGAAAGAGUGCGCAGAGCGACCCUUUGAUCUGCGAGCGGACGUCGAGAGACGGAGAGGCCGAUUAAGAGUGAUCGUCGAUCAAGCGAGCCAACAAACGAGCGUCAGCGAGAUCGUCGAACGCGAACCAACGAAAAAUUAAUCUUCCAGAAAACGUUAGAUAUCAAUUCCACACAUCCUUGUUACUUAGAACCGCGUUAGGGCCGCAUGGCGUUGCCUACAAUUUGCAGGUAAGCUCCGCGAGUUAUUUACGUUGUGACACGCUGCGCAACGAGAUUCAUUACCGGCGAGGCUAGUAAGAACGAGAAGAGAAAGAGAGAGAGAGAGAGAGAGAGAGAGAGAGAAAGAGAAAAAAGAGAGAGAGAGAGAAAGUGAAUCGAGCAUCCAUAGAAAACUGCUCUGCUGGAUCUCGAGAUUUAUAUCGUUGAAAAAAGGGUAACAUCGCAUUCAAACGUUUCAUAUCGUGUUAUCGUACAACUUAUAUAGAAUAGACUGCACUUUUAUGGGGCAAGGCUGAUGACAAGGCUGUGAGACAGAGAAAUAUGCUAAGUCAAAAUGCUUUGUCUGUUCAAUUUUUUUUAUAUCUCUCUUCGUUUCUAUGAUAAUCGCUUUGGCUUUGGAAUUUAAAAACUGAUUUUUUUCAAAGGGGUGUUUCACUCCUAAAACUAUUUUCUCACACCAACAAAAAUAAUCUCAUUAUCAGAAUCUACUACUCUAUAAUUGUGCAAAAUUUUAUAUUUGUUUGGUGAUUUUUUGCGUUACUGUAUGUUCCUUAAGUUAAAUGCUCUCUCUCUCUCUGUCAAGCAGUUUUAAGAGGGGGCGAUAUUGGAAAAAGGAAAAUGAAACAUAGUGAAAGAAAGGGAGCAUUGAUCAUGUGAUAGCUUCUCUUCUUUCGUUCUCCUCAGUAACUAGACAAUUGUACAAGGAAAGCAUUUUGCUUUCUAUCGCCCUCUCUUACUAAUGCCUUCAUCUCGCCUACAGCAAUGCGCGCAGUCUAUUCUCUAUGUUUAUGACCCAUAUUAAUAGUCGUCACUUGAAACUUAUCUCAGGUGAGACAUUCUCUUAUUCUGAGUAAAAUCCAAGUUCUUUCAGUUGAAUAAUGAUAAGUGUGACAUUUAUACCUGUAGUCACGAUUCAGUCGAAAAACUUUUAUCCAACUCUGAAUUUAAACUUGAGCAUCUCACUUGAAAUUUGAGUUUCAAACGAUGACUAUUAAUACGGGUCUAAAUGUUGUCGGCGAUAGACAGUUGUCAUACCUGUGAUCGUUGUUGUUUGAUAGUGAGCUAAGAGAAUCAUGUUAUUUGACAUCAAUCUCUAUUGCACAACAGAUCGUCAUACAAAUUAGGUAACACGCGAAAUAUAAAGUUGCUGUAGCAUCUACUUUGCUAUCGAUUGGAAUUGUCCUCACGUGGUAAUGAAAUCUGGCGCAUCUGACGAAUGUAACAUUGCACUUGAUACAAAUGAAAAAAACGGAAACAUGCUUAUACAUAUCAUGUAUAUGUAGUGAUAUACAUGAAACCAAAUCCUAAAUGAAACGAAUCGACGUUCAUUUGCGCGUAAUUAAACCGAUCAUAGCGCAUUGGUUUAAUUGAGGGCAAAUGCGCCAACGAUUUACGAUCCUCCGUCACGUUUUCGCGUGAGCGGCCAGAAAUUGAGGUAAUGCCGUUUGCGUUGCCACGCCAUUCUCUCCGGGAAUGACGGCGACGGUCAAAUAUUUAUGGACGAUUUUGUUCGAUAUAGCGGUACACGACGUAGCGAGAGAAUCCAUUUUGCGACGUAAAUUACAAUUUAAUCAGAAAGUUGACGGUACGAGAGGGUAGUGCUCGUAAUAAAGUUUAUCGCGUUAAGGUCACGUGUGUAAAAUCACGGAAGAUAACGAGUCGAUAAUGCAUUUAAUGCGGUGAUCCGGUGUUAAGGCACGCCUCGCCGGCUCUUUCAUUCCAUUAAUGUCCUAAAGAAAGCGUUUGUAAAUAACUUUAAGGUUUAGCGCUGUGUAUGCCGAUCUAGCGUUCGGAGAGAAACACCGUAAAGCAAAAGAAAAAACAGACUUUAUGAUUUUCGUACGUUAUCAAAGUAGCAUAUAAAUGUCACACGAAAAAAUGUAUGAUUUACGUGGCAGUUCCCCUUUCCCUUUUUUUGAUAAAACUCGCGUUUCUCGUCACCACCCUCGAUGAGAGAGCUCGAAACAAUGUAUGUUAAAAUUCAAGGCGGGCGUUCGUUUCGCAGACGCUCGCGUGACUUAUCAAACUUCCACGCUAACUUACAAGAGUAAUAUUCUAUACAAUUCGGCAAGGCGUAAAUUAAAAAAAAAAUACGAAACUUUCCAGAAUUAUAAAGCAGACAAGUCUAAUAAGAAAACAAUUUUUUAUUGGCCCGCGCCAACUCGAAAUCGACAUUGGGGAUAAAAAAUAAAUUCAAAAUGUGAAUGGUGAUAAAUGGAGAGGGGAAUAUUUUGGAAAAUAUAAAAUUUCCGAAAAAUCUGAAAAUGUCAUAAGGUAAAGUAUUAUCAAAACUAAAAAACUUUUGUUGAAAAUGUUUUUCAUAUCUCUAGUUAGAUAAUAAGUUAGAUAAUAUUUGCUUGUGAAUAAUAUACGUAUCGGUUUUCUUUCAAGGAACUUUUUAUCCCUAAAAUCAAUUUCGAGUAUCAAAAAAUUAUUUCCUUAUAUUAGAUUUGUCUACUUUAUAAUUUUACAAAGUUUCAGAUUUCUUUCUAAUUUACGCGUUAUCAAAUGUCCCUUGUUAGACAGAAUGGUGUGAAAGCGCAAAAUAUUUCAUAUGCUCGUGGUAGUUUUUUUAACAUGACCGAAAAUAUAAAAAAAUAUGUGCAAACAAUGCAAUGAACUUUCAAUGCCGGAAUCUACCGGCGUUCCGGGAGCCAGUAAUUUCACCACAAUUUACAUGUACAUUUAAUUUACAUGUUAACGAGCAGUUACCGUAAAGUGUUUAAUUACUGAAAUGUUUAAUUACGGCUUGAGAUAAAAACAAGAAUCGGGUGUGUUUUUGAAGUCGAAUAAUCCAUUAAUAAUACCUUUGAAACGCACGCGAGAAAGGGAAACAUUGUUUUCCAAACUGAAAAUUUCAAUUUGAACAAUUUAUGAUUUUGGAAAUAUUUCCCCGAUGGAAACUGGACGAGCGAGUGGUUCUCUCCCAAACUGUAUCGGCGGAUUCAACGAUAGUGAUAAUAGAUUAACGAUCGUUCCGGGAAUGCGAAUUACUGUCGAUAUAUAGAUGUCAGACUUUUACAGUUCACUCGUCUAUUUACAAGCCGUCGCAUAGGUGUAUAUAAAUGUAAAAAGGUGUACGUAUAUUGUAUACUAAAGGUUAUUCAUUUUGUAUGUACGAUAUUCGCGUAUUUUUAAAAGUAGGCUCGCAAAAACGCGCGAAAGCCCGCGACACAACGACGCUCUUCUUAGGUUCUCGCCGUUAGAUACAACGAUGGAUGUGAACGGGGCUCGUCUCUUUAUUAUUAUUAAUAUACCUCAACGUUACGCAGCGCUCUCGCGCACGGCAAUUUAAAACUCAAUCUGAACGCUUCUCGGAAAUGCAUUUUUCCAUGUUUCCAUGAUUGGAUUUCAAUCGCGACUCUUAUUCAUGCUUAGAGUUGGAAAUCUCGCGAGUUCUCGCGAACUGAGAAUAUUUUUAUCGAGCAAUGAAACCUCUUCUUUAAUCGAGACCGUCUCUCGUUUUCUUCCAAGACCUCUGACGUUAAAGCGCGGCACAACGGGCGGCUCGUUUGAGAACUUUCGAUCUAUCCAUGCACGGGGCUUUUAAUUCACGUUGUACAACGGCAAACCAAUCGCACGACCAAGGAGAGGCAACCAAAAAGAGAGAGAGACUCGUGAUUUCGUCGGACCUUAUUGAGACACGGGGGACCACAAAACAAAUGUAUGAAUAUUUAAGAAGUAGCUUUCAGCGCUCACGAACACACGUGCACACGAGGGGCAGAUAGAUUCAGGACCCGAUUCGUCGUGUUUCGAGUCCACCGUGUGCGCGUACAUCUCGAUCUCAUUCCACGUUCGCCACGUGAAGAGACUGCGACGGAUUUGUUAGUCAAUAAGGAUAAUCGCUCUCGUUAUUGUCGAGCGCUCGCGUUCUCAUGACCUUCGUUCGAGAAGUCGCGGCGAGUCUAUGCGAACCAACGCGUCACUCCAGCCUGCGUAGACCAGGAAUAUAUGACGAGCCUUACGAGAGUGGCGAGCCGGUCGCCGCGGAGGAAAUAAGAAAAACAAAAAGAAAGGAACAAUAUACAUACACUUUCUAAUUACGCGUUUGCAUUUAUCUACUAGAUAUACUUGGCGACUCAUUAUAUAAAUAAGGUCCAUAUAUCGUGUCAUCGUCGUCGUCGUCGUCGCGUGAUUGUCGCCCCCGAUGACAACUAGUCCCCGUUCGACCUCUUCCGAGGUCAGACGGGCAUGUUGAUCAAUCAGAAUGAGCGAUGUGAGAAUCUCCAGGAAUCCUUCCAUGCGGAUCACAAGCGCAGAGACGGAGUGUCUACCGACGACGGACGCCUCGAAAUCGCGUCGUUACGUGUAAUAUCAAUUAGAGACGACAAAGCCACGUGACUUCUCCAAUAUUUCCUAGUGGAAUGCCAUCUGUGCAGUAUAAGCUUUGCAUUGCGUUAGACGAUUUGAUAUUUUUGGCGACGUGCGCCUUUGUCUAUUCGAUAGAUUUCAAUCAUUUAUAUGUCACUUUGAAACUUUUCAAUGCGCGUUUCUACUUCUUGCAAACUUUCGUCUUUUGUGACUUGAGACUUUCGAGAUACAAUCCCUUUAUAAUUAUAGUAUUGAAUUUCUGCUAAUGGUAAAACGUGAUAGGGCUCAAGGCUCUCGGUCUUUUGCCGCCGACAACGCAUGCUCAAAAUUCUCGCGCGCUAUUUUUUUAAUAAGAAAAUUUUUGCGUAAAAAAACGCUUCAAAAAUCAGCUUGGCACUACACUAAUUAAGAGACGCGCUUCGAUGCGAAACGACGAUUAGUAGACACUCCCAGAAUUGUUUUACGGGUAUACAAUUAUCGUUAUUUAAACGGUUGUAGAUACACACACAUACACACACACAAACACAGACACAUAUGCAUACACGUAUAUAUGCAUACACACGUUAGUAGGUGUGUCUUACUUCGUACUCUCUUUAUCACAAAUUGCACAAAAUAUUUUAUACCUUGUUCUAGACACGCACUAUGUUUCUAAAUCUCGCUGUAAAAAAUGAAAUACAUAUAUAUAUAUAUAUAGUACAUACGCACUAUGCCGACUAAAAACAAGUAUAGAUUACUAUCGAGCGACUUAGACGUACACGAUAAAUCCGCACUCGAUAUAUAUCGCGACCAAAAGCUCUUGUGAUGCUCAAUUGAGGCAUUGACUAGCUGAUUAGAGAGUUUGAUUUUACUCGACAAUCACUAUAUUAAAUCGCGAUCGAUAACUAUACACACACACACACACACAUAUUACUUCGAUACUUUUCUCUUACUACUCGUCGCCCUGUACUCGCGAAGUCCUUUUGUCGUCAAUUUACGAAAGUUUACUCGACUGUAGGAAUUCGUAGAAACUUUAGACUAAGAGAUUACAAUUUUUCAUCUUUUACCACUCUUUCCCUUCUCGCGCUCCCUUCUCUUUCUCUUUUUCUCUAUCUCUUAGAUUAGUUAGGCAUUUUAGUCUUAUCCCGUAUUAAACUCUCGAAAUCUCAACGGCAAGUCGUGACUUCACAGUUCUGCGUGAUCGCGCAUUUACGGCCGAAAAAUCUCAUGCGAUCUGUACUGAAUAUAUUGAUACUGAAAUAUUAGUCUUACCGUCAGAUGAGGGGAGAAAGAUUGCGACUUAAUCAAAGUAUACAUAUUUACGAGAUAAAACAAAUUGUUGAAUCUAAUACAUCGACACGGACUGCACGAUGCGAUCACAUACACACGCAGGCGUACACAUUGCAAAACUCGAAUAGCGAAAUUAGCGACAAAGCAUGCAAUUGAAAAGAAAUUCUGCACAUGUAGAUAUAAAACGAGAUUAUAACUCGUUCCAAGAAAUCUUACUAUCUGCUAUCUAUGAUGACUUCCACACGUAACUCGCUUCUAGUUACUCGCGAUCGAUUUUCCGAAGCUCGUCGUAGAGAAAAGGCAUUUUUCUCUCAUGCAUGUCUAUAACAAUUAAGUGUCGCGAUCGUCAGCGCACGUGCGACAAGUCUCUCUUAUCUUUCCACUGAUUCCACCUACCUUGUAAAACUCAAGUCGAAUGAAAACCUCUCGCAAUUUCUACUUUAAUCUAUACUUCUUGAGUGCUAUACUUUUCUUUCCGCGCAUACAAGAUGUUGCGUCAACGUACACAAAUCAGUAUAACGGGUAAAACGAUUUGCAAUACAUUUUUUAUUUCUUUUAACCGCAAAAAUGAGUGUAAUUUGUUUUGCAAACGAGUAUAUUGCCAAGUUUGAGCUAAGUCUGUGUCUGAGUAUGCACAUUUGACGACGAAGCAAACAAACAACCCGUCAUACUGACCAAUAAAUUGAUGCAACACUCUAUACAUAUAUCAGUCUUUCAUUAAACUGGUGUGGACCCUUAUAAAAAAAAUUAAACGGCCACUUCAGUUAGCCCUCCGUCAUCUAUACCCUUCUCGAUAAUAUCUCCCUCACACAACACGUUAUCGAAUCGAUGCGCAAUGAUGACCAAGCAGAGUCGUGAACAAACACAUUCUUCAAUCAUGUCUCAUGGACGACUCAUAUUUUACAUAUUGAUGCCCGUCAAGCCACGAGAAAGCUAUUCUGUCGUCCACAAGCGUAUAUCGGCAGUCUAAUCUAAUCUCGCGAGGGGUUCGACCGAAAUUUCGUUUCGAAGAAAACUACCAUCCUCCCUCUCCUUUUCCCGAUAAGUUUGUUGAAGUUAUAGUCAUAGACUUACAGAAUAGACUGCGCACUCCUAUGGGACAACUAGUGACAAGAUUGAAGGACAGAGAUGUGCGCUCAGUUAAAUGCUUUCUUUGUCAUACAGUACCCAAGAAGGAGGCGAAACAAGUGAGACACAGUGAAAAAGGAGUGGAUUUUGAUCAUGUGAUCCCCACUAACUAUAUAAUUAAACAAGGAAAGCAUCUUACUCUCUAAUGCUUUUUACUUACUAAUGCUGACUUCAUCCUCCUUACAGCAAUGCGCAGUUUAUUCCAUGUAAGAAUUCUUACAUCACGGUCUACGCUAUGUAUCUAUGAGUUACACUCUCGGUUCUGAAAUCUGUUCGCGAACACGUUCGCCACUGAUAGUGGCGGGGAAAUUUCCGCGCGCAAAGAAUUUCCCGCGAACAGAUGAUCAGAAUGCGAGUCACUCUUGUUUGACAACAUCGUCCUCAUCUUAUUCGACGACGCUUACACACAAACCGACGAACACUUCGCACCGUAAACGAUACUUACGUCUGUGAGUGUUGGAGCAUAAUGGUGACACGACGAUCCGAUCUGCCGAUUGGAUUCCCUCGAUUAAAGAAAGAAAAAAAAACGAAAAAAAAAACUCGUAGCUAGGAGAAGAGACCGUGAUCUUAUACAAAGUAAUUAAAGUUACUCGAGCGUAAUUGCAUCGUGACCGCCAAUGAUCUAGGUAAAGCGUGAAAACUUGCCCGUUGUGCGCCCGUUGGGCUUCUUAUUGUAAAUUUACACCACAUAAAAUAUAUAUACAUAUAUAUUUUA